AUCCAUAAUAUAUCGAGGCAACAUUGGAGGCCAUCUCGCAUGCAUGGCAAUGUUUUCAUUCAAGAAGUCCUUCCUUGGUAUGCUAGAGUACUGAACCUGAGGACAGGGGCUAUGCUACAGGCCAAAGUGACUGAUUGAAAUGAAGAGAACCCCUGAAUCGAAGAGCGGCUAAAAGCAGAGCACACACUCACAUACACACACACACACACACACCACAGUCCACGGUGCUAAAUGCAGCAUUUUUCUCUCGGUAUAUGUCUGAGUGUGCAUUUCUCUACCAAACGGCAGAGCCUUGGCACAGUAGACACACCGCAUACACACACUUAUACACACACACCACUUUGAUCAGCGCUACCCUUCUGAAGAUAGCAAAUGAGCUUUGCUGAUGAAUUAUGUGAACGCUGGAGAAGGGUAAAAGAAGGAGGAGAAAAUAGCAGUGGUGUAUUGCAUGGUUGACACGGCUGCACUGGUGAAGGCAGCAGCGGCACAGCAUCGUAGAAAGGCUAACACUUGGCAUUUGGGAGACAUACGGUGAAGCAGUGAGGGUAAAAGGGACGUCUGAGAAGCCUAUGCGUUGACGGCAUUACAAAUUGAUCGCAGCUUCUGCUUUCUGUCUCUCUACCUCUCUCAGACUCCUUGCCUGCCUCUGCGUGUGUUUGUGUGAAACUCUGGACAUCUCAUCUUGUUUUUGGCGGAACCAGCAAUAGACGAUGUGUGUGACUUCAAUGUAGGGCAAAUCUACACACCCUUCAGUUGCUUAGGCGUCUACACAAAGACACACUCAUCCUCCAAAAUACAAUUUAUCCUGGAUAUAUACAGUGGAUUUCUCCAGCUUUAUUAUUUUUGAUAACUGCAGCUAUAACCAUCAGGAUUUUAGGCUUCAAAUCUGUCCGUCAAGCAAGCCCGUUUUCUCUUACCGUUGCCAAGUCUGGAGAGAGAGAUACAGAGAUCCCUUGUAUAUUGACAUUGUUUUACGAAUGACUUUUCAUGCCCAUCUUUGAGCUGAUGAAUGACUUUGUUAUUGGGACACUGUAGCUAGCCCACCAUGGCUAAGCAAUAUGUAUUUCAGUGGCAAGUCAAUGUUCCAGAACCCCUUAAGAAUGGGGCCAUGUUCGACAGAUACGAAGAUGGGGAUUCUGGGUCAGUUGAACAGAGUUGCCUCUUCAAAGUUGAUGAAUAUGGAUUUUUCAUCUACUAUAAGAGCGAAGGCAGGGAGGGGCAGGUGUUAGAAUUAUCCCAGAUCAAUGAUGUACGAAAGGGUAUUGCACCGAAGGAUGUAGGAUACUUGGCCAAAGUUGGUUCCAUCUUGGACCCGUUUGGUAGAGGGAACAUUGAAGACCGCACCAUCACCAUCUGCAGUGGCUUGGACUUUGUCAAUAUCAACUACAUGCACAUGGUUGCCAGCACACCUGAAAUAGCACAGGUAUGGUUCGACGGAUUACUGACGAUAACUCACAAUGUCAAAGCUAACAAUGUGUGUCCAAUGCAGAGUUUAAAGAAACACUGGAUGAAAAUUUGCUUUCAAGUCAACCCCAAUGGCAGAAUUCCAGUACGGAAUCUCACAAGAACCUUUGCAUCGGGCAAGACUGAGAAGAUUGUCUUCAAGUCGCUAGAUGAGCUAGGACUUCCCUCAGGCAAGAUGGAAGAAAUAGAUCCUGCAGACUUCCCAUUUGAAAAGUUCUAUGAGUUGUACCACAAGAUCUGUCCAAGGACAGACAUAGAGCUACUCUUCCAAGAUAUAGGACGAAAUGACAUAGAGGGACUGUCAGUGGAGAAGCUGAUUGAAUUCUUGAACGACAAGCAGAGGGAUCCUAGACUCAAUGAGAUUCUCUUUCCAAUGUAUGACAGAGAGAGGGUUCUACAAAUCAUUGACACCUAUGAGAAAUAUCCAGAGAUGAUUAAGAAAGAACUUCUAUCGUCUGAUGGACUUUGUCGAUACCUGAUGUCUGAUGAGAACGCACCCGUGUUCCUGGACCGAUUGGAGUUAUACCAAGACAUGGAACAGCCCCUUUCACAUUACCUCAUUAAUUCGUCUCAUAAUACAUACUUAACCGGGAGACAGUUUGGAGGCAAAUCAUCUGUUGAGAUGUACAGACAGGUUCUACUGGCGGGAUGCAGAUGUGUUGAGUUAGACUGUUGGGACGGAAGAAGUGAAGACCAAGAACCAAUCAUAACCCAUGGACUUGCAAUGUGUACUGAUAUACAAUUCAAGGAAGUGAUUCAAGCUAUCAGAGACACUGCAUUUGUGACGUCAGACUUCCCAGUGAUACUGUCCUUUGAGAACCAUUGUAGUAAACCUCAACAGCUCAAACUAGCAAGAUACUGUGAAGAGGUUCUUGGAGAAUUCCUGCUCACCGAAAAGUUGGAUGAUCAUCUGUUGGAGGCCAGUGUUCCUCUUCCAUCACCUAAUAAAUUAAAGAGGAAGAUUCUUAUAAAAAAUAAGAGGCUGAAACCAGAUGUAGAACAGAGACAACUUGAGUUGAUGCGGUUACGACCAGAACUGCUUGAAGUCAACGUAGAAGAUGAAGUAGAAGAAUGCGAAUCAGAGAGUGAAUCAGAAGACAGUGAUGACAUGCCUCCACCCCAAGUUGUAGCUGCCCACCUGCUUAGGAAAGUCAAGCUGCCUCCUGGGGAAGAAGUUCACCCUGAUUUAAAAGUUGGUUUCAGUAGCAGACAAAAUAGAGAAACAGGGUACCAUGAUGGUGCUGUUUCCCCACCAGGCAAUACAGAUGCUCAUCCCGAGUUCAAGUUCCCGUCUAAAGACUCUAUCGGAAGCAUCAGCGGAAGCAGCAUCGCGGCUGAGGAUGAGAUCAAACUCAAACAUAACCUCAGUGUCAAGAUGAAUGCAAAGAAGCUUGUUUUGCAAGGAGAGCUAUUAUCACAAGAAGAUGAAGCAGCAGUAGUAGCCCAGUAUCGUUACACCGGAGCUACAACCAACAUCCAUGCUUGCCUCUCAAGACUCGUCAACUAUGCACAACCUGUCAAAUUCCAGGGAUUCGAUGUAGCUGAAGAGAGAAAUCUUCACUUCAACAUGUCAUCAUUCAAUGAGUCGGUGGGCUUAGGAUAUAUCAAGACACAGUGUAUUGAAUUUGUCAAUUACAAUAAACGUCAAAUGAGUAGGAUCUACCCUCAAGGAAGAAGGUAUGACUCAAGCAACUACAUGCCGCAGAUCUUCUGGAAUGCUGGAUGUCAGAUGGUUGCACUCAAUUUCCAGUCACCUGACAUUGGCAUGCAGCUCAACCAGGGAAAGUUUGAAUACAAUGGGGGCUGCGGGUAUUUACUCAAGCCAGAUUUCAUGAGGAGACCGGACAGGACAUUUGAUCCCUUCUCAGAGUCCCCUGUGGAUGGUGUGAUUGCAGCAACGUGCUCAGUGCAGGUGAUAUCAGGACAGUUCUUGUCAGACAAGAAAGUGGGCACGUAUGUUGAAGUUGAUAUGUAUGGUCUUCCUACGGACACAAUAAGGAGAGAACACAGGACAAGGACGGUCCCUAAUAACGGACUCAAUCCUGUCUACAAUGAAGAACCCUUUGUCUUUAGAAAAGUUGUACUACCAGAUCUUGCUGUAUUGAGGAUAGCGGUGUAUGAGGAAGGAGGUAAACUAAUAGGACAGAGAAUCUUGCCAUUGGAUGGAUUACAAGCAGGUUAUAGACAUAUAUCACUGAGAACAGAAGGUAACUUCCCCUUAUCACUGCCUACUGUCUUCUGCUGUAUUCAACUCAAAACAUAUGUACCAGAUGGCUUAACACAGUUUGUAGAUGCUCUAUCAGAUCCUCAGUUGUAUCUAUCACAGGCAGAGAAAAGAGCUAAGCAGCUCAUAUGCAUGGGCAUUGAAGAGAAUGAGAUUAGUGAGGUACCCACAGUGAAUAACAAGAAGAGACCAACGGUACGACAUCCGACAACCCCUACCAACACAGCACCAAACAUUGGUGGAUUCUCACCGGGUGGACCUACUCAUAACCAGAGUAAGAACUUCAUCACUAGGUGUCAAGAUGGCAAAGACAAACAAAAAGGAUUUCAGCCCAUAACAGCAGACAGCCUAAGGAAAGAAAGAGCAUAUCAGAAACUGCUGAAGAAACAACAAAAAGAGCAAGAUUCAUUGAACAAGAGACAUUCCAAAGAGAGGGCCACAUUACAGAAGACACACUACUCAACGGUCAACAAGAUGGAGGCUUGUCAUGAUAGAGAGAAACUCACCAGAGAAAAGAGUCUAGAAAAGGCCAUCAAGAAGAAAGGGGAAAGCAACUGCUCAGAUCUGAAGAUAGAAACUGAGUGCCAUGUACAAUCAUUAGUCAAUGAACACAAGGCAAGGGUAAGAGACGUAGUAUCGGACCAGAGCAAGGAGUUUGCUGAGAUGGUGAAUCGUCAGCAAGCAGAGGAGAGGAGUUUGAAAGAUAACCACAUCCAGCAGAGAUGUGACCUUCUCAAGAAACUCAUGCUCAGUACUCAAGAGGAACAAUUACAGCUCCUAGCGGCUAGAAAUGACAGAGAAAUGAAGGAGCUCAAGUCAAAUCAAGCCAAGGAUUCCAUGGAAUCAACCAAAAGUGUUAGCCAUGACAAAAGUAUCAAGAACAAAGCAGAGAGAGACAGGAGAGUAAGGGAGCUUCAAAGUAAUAACACAAAGAAAUUCUUGGAAGAGAGGAAAAGGCUGAAAAUGAAACAAGACAAAGAGAAAGAGGAAGUACAACAGGAACAUAGCAAACAAAUGGAGAAACUACGCAAAGAAAUUGACAAGAUGGUUGAAGCCGAGAAGGUAGUGUUAGAUGGAGCAGCUAAUAAGGUCCACCUUGCUGCAAGACCUGACUCCUCUACAGUCUGACCUCUGACCUCAUAUCUGCUUCAGAUCACGUGUUCUCUGCAGGAGUGUGAGUGAGUGUGUGACCGUUGCUAUGGAGGAUACCAUCACACAGAGAGAGAGAGAGAGAGAGAGAGAGA
Messenger RNA from Strongylocentrotus purpuratus (purple sea urchin), 4932 nucleotides. RefSeq names its product 1-phosphatidylinositol 4,5-bisphosphate phosphodiesterase beta-4 (gene plcb4). The transcript is spliced from 34 exons. Gene Ontology annotation, biological process: phosphatidylinositol-mediated signaling; lipid metabolic process. The coding region runs from base 1046 to 4816 and encodes 1256 amino acids. The record is from RefSeq and is a predicted model, not a curated record. Gene Ontology annotation, molecular function: phosphatidylinositol-4,5-bisphosphate phospholipase C activity; calcium ion binding. Lineage: Eukaryota; Metazoa; Echinodermata; Echinoidea; Camarodonta; Strongylocentrotidae.